Molecule: messenger RNA, 880 nt
Organism: Acaromyces ingoldii
Lineage: Eukaryota; Fungi; Basidiomycota; Exobasidiomycetes; Exobasidiales; Cryptobasidiaceae
Exons: 3
Coding region: 76-813 (245 amino acids)
Source: RefSeq, a predicted model, not a curated record
GUGAACGCUUCACGGGACCCACUCCAGGUCGUCUCUCCCAUCUACGGCGCAACAACUCGCUCCUCACUUCGCACGAUGCAAAUUAUUACUACCCUUGUCAUGGCUGCGCUCCUUGCGUCUUCAUCAAGCGCAACACCAUUCUCUUCGGUGCUUCGCCGCCAGGACAACAUUGCCCUAACGCAAAGCCCGCUUGUCGAGUCGAUGCCCUUCUACAAAGCCUUUCUGACCGAUCAAGGCGAAGAUGAGUCGAUCGGAUAUUGUGACCGUUCAAAGUACCAGUUUGGCGUCACGGUCCAGCAGAAGGACCUCCUCGACAACACAACUUUUCGCUUUGUGCUUGGCCAGCCUCGCUACGGGUCACAAGGCCCUUUUCUCGAUGGGAACAAGAUCUUUGUAGACCACACGUACAAUACCUCGCAAGCCCUAAAGGACAGGCAGUCCACCGGCGGAACACUAGCUAUCGACACGCUCUUCUUCCCACUGUACUCGGACGCAGGCUCAGCGGAUGAGCAAAAGAAGCUUCGCAGCGAGCCUUGGGCACUGAGCACCGACAAUACAACGGAGGGAUAUGUCUUGGCUGGCCAGUACGCAGUAGCGGCAUUCGUCUUCAGCCCGUCUUUUUUUACAAAUGGCUCCACAGGCGGCCUGCCGUCUCCGCUUGUGAGCAACGUGUCCUUCAGCAACCGUGACUGUACGCAGUCGUUUCUGGGCAAGAGCGAUGGGGCUGCCACGGGUCUUCCGCCCUCCGCCCUCGCCACUGUCCUUACAGUGGCCGGCAUGAGCACCGCAGCCGUUGCGCUCCAUCUCCUGUAACACAACCAUCUUUCAUGAAAGAGCUACAAUAUCAGAGUCUCGAUGUAAGGUUGUACUAUGCCGAGAA